AUGAGUGGACCAUUAAUAAUUGAUUGUCUAGAAACAGACUGCUUUUGUUGGCUAAGCUUUCAGUGUUUCAGUGUGAAGCAUAAGCGGUGUACCUUCUACAUUAUUUUUCUACCAAAUAACAAUACGAAUAAUGGGAAAAUGAUGAAAACGCCUGUGCCAAGUAUUGACAGCGUGAGAGUAGCAGUACGAGUGCGGCCUUUUAGUCAGAGAGAGAAGAAUUCUGGGAGCAAAUGUGUGAUUUCCAUGCAUUCCAGGACCACCACCAUUAUACAAGACCCUAAGAACCCAGGACAUACGAAGACGUUUACUUUUGACCUGGCGUAUUGGUCUCACAGUGGAUUUCAAAAGGAUAAAGAUGGUGUGUUUAUUUCAGCUGAUCCUGGCAGUAAAUUUGCAGGCCAGAAAGAGGUUUUUCAUGAUCUUGGCAGAGGAAUUCUGGACAGUGCUUGGCAAGGCUAUAAUACUACUCUCUUGGCCUAUGGGCAGACUGGCUCUGGAAAAAGCUAUUCCAUGAUUGGGUUUGGUGCAAACAAGGGUAUCAUUCCAAAUGUGUGCGAAGAGCUAUUUCAAGCAAUUGAGAACCGAGACAAAAAUCAAGAAUACCAGGUUACAUUCAGCAUGCUGGAAAUUUACAACGAACAGGUAAGAGAUUUGCUAUCCAGGACCAAGAAACCCGGAGGGCUAAAAGUAAGGGAGGACCAACAGCUGGGCUUUUAUGUGGAUGGUCUGAAGUCAGUGCCUUGUGAGAACUAUGCCCAGAUUGAAAGACUGAUGGAACAAGGAGCAAAAAUAAGGACCACAGCUCCGACCAGCAUGAAUGCCAGCAGCAGCCGGUCUCACAUGGUCAUCACCAUUCAGUUCAAGCAGGUUUUCCUAGACAGAGACCUCACCAAACAGUCCAGUAUUAACUUGGUAGAUUUAGCUGGAAGUGAAAGACAGAAAUCUUCAGGAUCGGAAGGAGACAGACUGAGGGAAGGAUCACGAGUUAACUUAAGUUUAACCAAUUUAGGAAAUGUCAUCAGUGCUCUGGCUGAUGCAGCCAUGGGGAAGAAAGUCCUCCAUGUUCCCUACAGAGACUCUGUACUGACCAAACUGCUCCAGUCAGCUCUGGGUGGGAACAGCAGAACUACUCUGAUAGCAGCAAUAAGUCCAGCCGACAUCUGCUAUGAGGAAACUUUAUCAACACUAAGAUAUGCUGAAAGGGCUAAGAAGAUCCGGAACAAAGCUGUUGUCAACACUUCCACCCUGAUGAGGGAGUCCAGGGCAGAGAACAACAGACUGCUGCUGGGGUGUGGAAACAGCACAAUGGCAGAGCUGCCAGCCUGUUUACUUGGGCCUCUCACUGACCAGAUAAGCUGGGCGAAGCAGCUGGAGCAGGCCCGGCGGGAAUGGCAGCAGCACUAUGUGGCCAUCGCUCAGGAGCAGCAGAUGAUGAAAACCUUCCCCCACCUUCUCAACGUCAAUGAAGACCCGCAGCUCACAGGGGUUCUCAAGCACUUCAUUCAGGCUGGUUCAUGUGAUGCUGGUCAGGCAGCUUCAAAUGCCAUUACUCUUCAAGGUUUGGGAAUUUCAGAUAAACAUGCUUCCUUCACGAAUUCAGGUGGUAAAGUGACGGUGACUCCAUACAGCAAAUGCAAGGUCAUCGUUAAUGGGGUGCCCAUCACGACCAAGACGAAGCUGCAACAUUUGGACCGGAUUAUUUUGGGAUCCAACAGCGCCUACCUCUACAUCGGGUUUCCUUCUGAGCGAGGCAGUGAGGACUUGAGCAGAUUUGAUUAUGACUUUUUCCAGCUGGAGAGAGCGGCUGCUGAGGGAGUGAGUGCUGACAAGCUCGGUGCUAUGAACAGUGGGGAUGGGAAGGCGGACCCCAGUGUCCUGGCUGUGUUCCAGGACUACGUCAAACUGAUGCCACUGGUUGCAGAAGCAAAUCAAAUGAGCGAAGAGCUGAAGAAGGGACUUAAUAUGGAACUGAAAGUGAAAAAUUUAGCUUCAUCAGAUUCCAGGGGCUGUGACCUACAAAAAGAGGUCACGGUGAAGGUGACCCAUCAAAGGACUCAUCAGGUGUGGAUUUGGUCAAAAGCCAAAUUUAUCAAUAGGAAAUUCCUAAUGGAAGAACUUUACCAGCGUUUUCUUGAUGGAGAAGACAGCCAGGUAGCCCAGGAAGAUGACCCUUUCUGGGAUCCUGUCGAAGUUGUUCACCUGGGUUCUGCUCACAUCUGGCUCCAGUCCCUUGCCUACUGCAUGAAGUUUGAGGAACAAGUGGAAUUUCUGAACUGUGACGGGCUGGAAGAGGCAGUGUUGCAUAUUCACAUAAACCCCUGCUCCUCGACAGGACAAGCACGUGGUGAGGAAGAUGUGGUUACUGACCCAGUGGACCUGCUGGGCAAGAGGAUGGAUUUCCAGAUUCGCCUUGUGCAGUGCCUUGGCACCAAGUGGCUGAAGGAAGAUGCGGAGAGGGGUGUUCAGAUGGGGUACAGAAUUUAUGAUCUUCCAAGCACUUUAUAUACCAAGCCUGUAUGGAAAAUUGUGAAUCCCCAAAUUGAUGAGACUGUCCAAUUUACAACCUUAAAUGCAUCUCAGGAGUUUCUGAAUUAUUUACAGACAAACGCUCUCAUUGUUGAUUUAUGGGGUCUUCAAGAAGGCUGUGCUGAGCUGAGCUGCUCUCAGCUGAACCUCAUGGUCACGGGUGAAGGCCACAUCCUGGUGGACACGAAGAAAACUCCCCCUCUGAUGGACACAGGUCAGGUUACAUCAAACCAGAUACCAGAGCUUUAUCUGAAGCUGCUCAAGUUAGAACAGGAGACGGAACUGCUCAGAAACAUAAACAGAGUCCUCAGAGAGGAAAAUGUGCUUCUUAAAGAAUCUGUUGAGAGAACCAGCUCUAGUCAACAAGGUGAGAGGCCGCUCAAAUCUUGGCGGCCAGCAGCCAGAGAGAUUAAUCAAAUGUGCACCACCCAGCAAGCCAGCUACGACAGAGAAUUCGCCAGAGCUCUUAAAGUGUUCUACCAAAGCAUGAAUGUGGCCAGAGGGCAGUUUCUCAAACUGAGACAUUAUAAACCUCCUGAAGAUGAUCAAAUGCUUCGGCCAUUUGUACACCAACAGUCACAAAUGCUAAAGGACUUUGGGGACCUACUUGAAUCCAGCUUGUGGAAACUGAAAAAUGAUGUUGCUCUUAUAGUGAAACAUAAGAAAGAAUGUUUACUGCAUGUGGAAUAGUGUUCAGUUCAGUUGCUCAGGCCUGUCCGACUCUUCAUGACCCCAUAGACUGCAGCACGCCAGGCUUCCCUGUCAAUCACCAACUCUUGGAGCUUGCUCAAACUCAUGUCCAUCGAGUCAGUGAUACCAUCCAAUCGUCUCAUCCUCUGUCGUCCCCUUCUCCUCAUGCCUUCAAUCUUUCCCAGAGGAUACACCAACUGAAAACAUUUGAGCUUUGAGUUGUCAAGAUUAUUUAAUUAACUUGGCUAUCGGAGCUGAACUGUGGACUCAACCUAGUCAACCCAUUUCUCACUCACACAACUUAUUACACAGCUUUCAAGCAAAAUUCCUUUUUAUUUAAAAUCAUGUAAAAAUGAAUUCAGGCUGAAGGUGAGGUGGAAAAUAUGAGCAGAGAAUGGUUAGCACUCUGAGCAAGAGGAUCAACAGCCUGGAGCUGAAUCCAUGACUAAUCAGUUCUGUGGUUUGGAGCAAGCGAUGUCCCUUCUCUAAGCCUCUUUCCUUAUCUGUUCUUCUUUAAGUUAAAGACCCUCUUUCUUCUAUACAGUUUGUGCAGCUGCUGCUGCUGCUAAGUCACUUCAGUCGUGUCUGACUCUGUGCAACCCCACAGACAGCAGCCCACCAGGCUCCCCUGUCCCUGGGAUUCUCCAGGCAAGAACACUAGAGUGGGUUGCCAUUUCCUUCUUCAAUGCAUGAAAGUGAAAAGUGACAGAGUUGUCUCCUAACAUGAGUAAGAUUCUUAUCAGUUUCAUGCCUCUCACUGUAUUGCAGAAAUUCCAUAAAGGAAAUGGCUGUCCUCUUUACAUGAUGAAUGUAACAGAACACUUAUUUGUGUUUAUGGUAUGAUUACAAAAGGAAAAGUCUUUGCCUUAUUUUUGGGCUUCAGUGGAAAAUGUAGUUAAAUAUAAAAAGUAAAUUAGACAAAACUUUUGCUUAGGUAGUGAAAAUCAGUAGAAACUUACCAGCUACAUCCUUCAAACUAACCACAGGUAUAGAACCAGGGAAAAUG
Messenger RNA from Cervus elaphus (red deer), 4222 nucleotides. Its product is annotated as kinesin-like protein KIF28P. The record is from RefSeq and is a predicted model, not a curated record. Gene Ontology annotation, cellular component: microtubule; kinesin complex. Gene Ontology annotation, biological process: microtubule-based movement; cytoskeleton-dependent intracellular transport. Gene Ontology annotation, molecular function: ATP binding; microtubule binding; microtubule motor activity. Lineage: Eukaryota; Metazoa; Chordata; Mammalia; Artiodactyla; Cervidae. The transcript has 23 exons. Bases 1 to 3216 code for a protein of 1071 amino acids.